AUGCGAUUAGAAUUGUGCUUGACUAUCACAAGGAAUACAAAGGAAGAAGAAGACGAAGAUGAGGAAGAAGAAGAAGAUGAGGAAGAAGAUGGAGAUGAGGAAGAAGUAGCGUCAAAACAAGUGCCUCUUCUGGAUUGGCCUGCGUGCUCCCCCGAUCUCAACCCCAUUGAGAAUCUGUGGGGAAUGCUUGCUCGUCGAGUUUAUCACAAUUCCACACAAUACGCAAAUGUUCAAGCACUCAAAGAUGCCAUUAUCCGCGAGUGGAAUGCUAUUCCAAGAAGCACCAUCAAGAAGCUAGUUGACAGCAUGCCGAGUCGAAUAUUUGACGUGAUCAGUCGCCAGGGACAAGCAACAAAAUAU
Mesorhabditis belari is the source of this 360-nucleotide messenger RNA. Lineage: Eukaryota; Metazoa; Nematoda; Chromadorea; Rhabditida; Rhabditidae. The record is from the annotation of a GenBank genome assembly.